Molecule: messenger RNA, 1053 nt
Organism: Syngnathus typhle (broad-nosed pipefish)
Lineage: Eukaryota; Metazoa; Chordata; Actinopteri; Syngnathiformes; Syngnathidae
Gene: tmem54a
Product: transmembrane protein 54a
Exons: 6
Coding region: 153-890 (245 amino acids)
Source: RefSeq, a predicted model, not a curated record
UUAUGCUCAGGUAGGAAGUUGGAGGAAUCGCAGGUGAGCGUCAGUUGCGGAAAAGAAGUCGCUCAUGGCAAUGCGACUUUUCCAAUAAAUGCUAUCAGAAAUGAUAGCGGCUGUUCAUUCUUAACGUACUUUUAUAGAAGAGGACGUCAGUCAUGGUGAACUGCGGGGUGUGCUGUGCCAACCUCAAAGACAACAAGACCCUGAUGAAGAUGGGCUUGGCACUGGUGCUGGUGGGCCAUGUCAACUUUCUGCUCGGGGCCCUGGUGCACGGUGCGGUGCUUAGGCACAUCAGUGUGCACACCGAGGCCCGCAUCUUGGUGUACGCCAUCGCUAAUGUCAUUGCCAUUGUGGCAGGCUUAAUGGGAAUUAUUGGUGGAAUAAUUGCGAUUGUUUUGUCUAAAAACAAGAAAAGCAGGAUUUUGAAGUGGGUCCUGCUGGUGUUCAGCUUCAUCGCAGGGCUCUUGGCAAUUGCCUCCACUUUGGGCUUGAUUGCUUCUGUGAUCACCGCCAUUGUACAAAAAGGACAAAGCCUGAUGACACACUGUACUCUCCUCAAACAUGGUGUAGAUUCUUCCAGUAUCACCUAUGAAUGCCCCUUUGACCCCACCCGCAUCUAUAGCACCACAAUCAUUUUGUGGGUGCCACUUAUCCUCACGUCUGUGGUGGAAAUGGUGUUCUCCUUCCGCUGCUUUGCUGCUUGUACGUCCUUCCUGUACCUCUGUCCAUGUAGGCGGAAGCCCACCAUAGCAAAGAGGGUCCGCAUCCAAAGGGCUGCCGCAAUUGCCCAGUCGCCUCCCUCUGAGGUGCCGCCCGAACUUGAUACAGAGGCCAUGGAACAGGAUGAGCUGCUGGACAGCAGUGCUGUAGUAGAGCAGAGCCACUGGCUCUGAGCACAAUGAAUCAAAUAAGGGGUUGGAACUGCUUAUACCUAAGUAACAUUUGGAGUGGUAAAGACAUUUGUCUUGAAUAUUUUUUUCUACAUAAGCUUUUUUUACUUGUUGAAACUGCCAUUUUAUGUGAUGAUCACAGUGUGUAUUAAAAAUGUUAAUACCA